Messenger RNA from Hevea brasiliensis (rubber tree), 1179 nucleotides. Its product is annotated as transcription factor ILR3. The record is from RefSeq and is a predicted model, not a curated record. Gene Ontology annotation, biological process: intracellular iron ion homeostasis; regulation of DNA-templated transcription. The transcript has 5 exons. NCBI's taxonomy places the organism in Eukaryota, Viridiplantae, Streptophyta, Magnoliopsida, Malpighiales, Euphorbiaceae. The coding region runs from base 276 to 992 and encodes 238 amino acids. Gene Ontology annotation, molecular function: DNA-binding transcription factor activity; protein dimerization activity.
UACAAGCCCAAAUGACAAAUGAUAGUUUCUCUAAUGUUGCUUUCUGUUUUGUUAUUCUUUUUCUUGCUUGUGGUGGUGGAGGAAUGCGGUGGGACUCCUAUUUGUUUUCAAUCCCUUCACCCUUCUCUCUCUCUCUCUGCACUUUUCCCAUUCAUAUCUUAACCAACCAAACCUAAUUCACUCGCGUCGCUAUCUUUUUUUCCGUAGCCACGGCGUUGCACCUGGCGCGAGGAACAAUUUGGGAAUCUUGAAAUUGCGACGAACAAACGUAGGAGAUGGGGUCACCAAAUGAUAAUGCCAAUUGGGUAUUUGAUUAUGGCCUAAUAGAGGAUAUUACUGUCCCUGGAGGUGACCUCCCUUCUCUUGAUCCCCCUGGAGCACUCUGGUCUUCUCCUUCCUUCACUAAUAAUGCUUCUCUAAGAAUGGAUUUUGAUGGCUCGUAUGCGAAUUCUGAUGGUCUAAAAGAUAGUGGAUCUCGAAAACGGGUGAGGCCUAGAUCGUGCAAUGGUCUUGGUUCCAAGGCAUGUAGAGAGAAAAUGCGGAGAGAUAGGCUAAAUGAUAGAUUUAUGGAAUUGGGUGCUCUUCUGGAUCCGGGGAGGCCUCCUAAAAUGGACAAAUCUGUCAUAUUGGCUGAUGCUUUGAAAAUGUUGAAUCAGCUAAAGGAUGAAGCUCAGAAGCUGAAGGAUUCAAAUGAGAGUCUGCAGGAUAAGAUCAAUGAAUUAAAGGUUGAAAAGAGUGAGCUCCGCUAUGAAAAGCAAAGACUAAAGACAGAGAAAGAGAACCUUGAGCAGCAAGUAAAAACCUUGAGUGCUGGAGCAGGAUUCCUGCCUCAUCCUCCGGCUAUCCCAGUCCCAUUUCCUUCCCCCAGCCAGGUUGUUGGUGGCAAGCUGGUACCUUUUGUUGGCUAUCCCGGAGUUCCCAUGUGGCGGCUUAUGCCUCCCGCAACCGUUGAUACCUCACAGGAUUCUGUUCUACGCUCUCCAGCUGCGUAAGUUGGCGGGCAUGAGUUUUGAUUCUUCUUCCCUUCAACAGGCGGAAGACUUUUUGGCCUUUGUUUAUAUUUUUUUAAACCCUAUUAGUUGUCAUGUUUUGUGGUGGUUCAUUUUUUCUUAUUUUUUUAAAAAUUGUACGAAUUUUAGAUUGCCAUUUGCCCAUUCAAGUAAAAUGAAUUUUACAUAA